This is a messenger RNA of Tupaia belangeri chinensis (Chinese tree shrew), 2808 nucleotides long. RefSeq names its product family with sequence similarity 124 member A (gene FAM124A). The transcript has 4 exons. The record is from RefSeq and is a predicted model, not a curated record. The coding region runs from base 53 to 1681 and encodes 542 amino acids. NCBI's taxonomy places the organism in Eukaryota, Metazoa, Chordata, Mammalia, Scandentia, Tupaiidae.
GUGCGCCCAGGUCACACCCACGCCCGCGCGCUCAGCGCAGCCGGGACGCGCGAUGGACCCGAAGGCAAGCGGCGGCGAGGAGGAUGACUGCGUGGACUCGGGCGCCGAGACCGGAGGGUCCGACUACAGCCACCUGUCCUCCACUAGCAGUGAGCUUUCUGUGGAAGAAGCACAGGACCCUUUCCUGGUUAGCAUCCACAUCAUCGCCGACCCAGGGGAGUCCCAGCCGCUGCAGGAGGCCAUCGACAAAGUCUUAGCGUGGAUUCACCCAGACCUCCCAUUGUUCCGCGUGUCAGAGCGGCGGGCUUGCAGGCGGCGGCGGAAGCCCCCCAAGGGCGCGCAGCCUGCGUUGGCGGUGGUGCUGUUCCUGCAGGAGGAGUACGGCGAGGAGCAGAUCCUGCAGCUGCACCGCACGCUGCAGAGGCUGCCCUGGCGCCACCACCACACCGAGCGUGUGCACGGCCGCUUCCUGCCCUACCUGCCCUGCAGUCAGGACUUCUUCACGCUGGCCCCGGGGACCCCGCUGUGGGCCAUCCGGCCUGUGCACUACGGCAAGGAAAUCGUGCGCUUCACCAUCUACUGUCGGCACGAUAACUAUGCGGACAGCCUCAGGUUCUAUGAGCUGAUUCUGCGGCGGAGUCCCAACCAGAGGAAGACAGACUUCUGCAUCUUCCCCAUUUUCUCCAAUCUGGAUGUGGACAUCCAGUUCUCCCUGAAAAGACUGCCCAGUGACCAGAGUCCAGUGCCCUCCGACUCCUCCGUGCUGGAGUUCAGAGUCAAGGACAUCGGCGAGCUCGUCCCUCUCUUGCCUAACCCCUGCAGUCCUAUCAGCGAGGGGCGCUGGCAGACUGAGGACCACGACGGGAACAAGAUCCUGCUGCAGGCACAAAGGGUACACAAGAAGUUUCCUAAACCCAGCAGAGUGCACCACUCCUCUGAGAAGAAGCGUCAUUCUGUUCCUUCACCAAGCGCCACUGCACCAAGCUAUUUAUCUGGCAGCAGCCAGCAGCCCCUGCUCAACAGUCCACACCCAGGGUCCAGCAAGGCGGGUCUGCCUACUGGGCACCAGGAGGAAUUUGCCAGGCGAACCAGUAGUGCCCCUAGCCCUCCCUGCUCUUUCCAGAGAAGCAAGUCCUUGUUUUGUUUGCCCACAGGAGGCCCCUCUCCAGCCGCCUCAGCUGAACCACAGUGGUUUUCAAACACAGGGCAUAGGGUAUCAGAGUGGAGGCAUGGCCACCUCCUCUCCAUUGAUGACUUAGAGGGGGCCCAGGAGACGGACGUGGAUACGGGCUUGCGUCUGUCCUCCUCGGACCUGUCUGUGGUCUCUGCAUAUUCAGCACCCAGUAGAUUCUGCAGCACACUGGAAACAUCCCUCCCCUCUGAAGGAUGCAGCAGCCACUGGCCAACACGCAAGGAUUCCAGAGAAGGACCACUGCCCACUGUCAGUGAGGGCCCCACAGAGACCUCCUGGACUUCCCUCCCCUUCUUCACCAAAGGGUCUUCCUGCUCCUCAGCCACAACUGUAACUGCUCCCCCAGCUUCCAAUGCCUCUUUGCUCACAGCAUCGUCCCCAAAGCUCCCUCCCAAUGCUCCCCAAAUCAAGCAGACUGGUAGAGAUGCACCACCAUCUGUGACAUUGGCUGGUCCUGGGGAUAAUGACGUGGAGGAGUUCUACAUCUGAACACCCUCUGCUCUUGUUUCCUACACGCACAAACCAAGACACGCAAACUCGGUUCCCACUGCCCCUGUGAUGUCUGAACGUGCCUGUGUUCUCAAUACUGCUCCCCAGGUCUGUCUGGAAUUUACAAUCAUGCCUUGCUUAACCACAGGGAUCCGUUCUAACAGAGAAAUACAUUGUUAAGCAAUUUCAUUGUUAAACACCAUAGAGUGUACUUACACAAACCUGGAUGCUAUAGCCUACUUCACACUGGGGUUUUGUGCUAUAAUCUUAGGGGAUCGCCAUCAGACAUGCAGUCCGCUGUUAGCAGAAGCAUUGUUAGGCAGCGCAUGGCUAUAUCUGUUUCACAGGGAUCAUUAGCACAGUGGCUUACCACCUUCCCCUCUUUGUAGCCGAGAGGUGGUACAUUUCUAGGAACUUGAUGGAAAAAUACUGGCAUUUUUAUGCAAAUAAAUUCUCAAACUUAAAUUGCAAAAUAUAUUUUUUGAAUACUCAACAUUUGAGAUACAGUUUAGUGCGCUUGCACAAUUUAAAUCCUUCAUGUAAUUAUUUGAAAUGAAACACGAACCUAGUCAGCCAAAGCUGAUUGGGCCAUUUUUAUGCUGUGAAGGAAAAACAGUUAAAGUCAAAAUGUUGAAUGUGGGAAAAUUACUAAGUGCUGGUAUGAGAGAGGAGUGCACGGUGACAUAAUGCUCACUUACAGUUCCUCAUACAUACUGACACUAGUGACCCUGGGAAUGCUCAAGUCCUGCUUGCAGUGGAAGAAGGCAGCUUGACAAGAUGGUGUAAACAUGUAUCAGACUACGCAGUACCUCACUUUGAAGCCAUGCAACAUCAGAAAAUCUGGAUUUACACAAAAAUGGCUGAUGUGCUUCAUAAAGAUUUAGCAUGAAUAACAAACUCUUGCUGCAUUUAAAAAAUGACUUGAGUUCCAAAAACUAGAUUUGCAUACAUAUUUUCAAUAGCACAUCCUCUGUAAUAAAUGAAGGGCUACAGAAGACCACUCCAUUAUCUGGAUUGACUUGGAUCACUGAGGAAGAAACCAUUUCUUGGAAGAACAGAAUAAUAGGAUGUUAAACAUAUGAAUAGGGGGCCAGCCAGUGGCAUGGCCAUUAGGAUGGAUGGAUCCC